AUGUCUGUGGGUUUUCCCGUCGAUGGAUGGUCCCCGAGACCCGCCUUUGCUCUCGAUCAAACCCUCCAAGGCACCCAUUGCAAACUGGUACCUCUGUCUCUCGACUACUCAGAGGACCUGUUUCAGGCCUACCAAACGGCCCCCGACCAGGACUGGUGGUAUCUCCCCAUUGACAAGCCCAAAUCGACCGAUGAGCUCAAGGCAUACUUGCAGACACAUCUGGACUCAGAUCGAACGCCGUACGUGGUAAUCGAUAAUGCGACCGGCAAGCCCGUGGGGUCCUGUUGCACCUUCAGAGUGGACCAGAAUAACGGCACCAUGGAGAUCGGUUUCAUUGCCUGGAGCCCCAAGAUGCAGAGGACGCCUCUGUCGACCGAGGCGGUGUUUCUGCAGGCCCAGAACGCCUUCAACAAGGGCUACCGACGGGUAGAAUGGAAGUGCGACUCCUGCAACGAGCCCUCCAAGAAGGCAGCCAACAGGCUGGGAUUUACCUACGAGGGAACCUUCAGACAAGCCCAAGUGUACAAGGGAAGAAACAGAGACACUUCCUGGUUCUCGAUAAUUGAUAGCGAAUGGCCCGAGCUAGAGAAGGGCUUUGAAAAGUGGCUGAACAACGACAACUUUGACGAGAAUGGCAAGCAGAAAACACCGCUUCAUGAGGGCAACAGAAGUUGA
Molecule: messenger RNA, 675 nt
Organism: Yarrowia lipolytica CLIB122
Lineage: Eukaryota; Fungi; Ascomycota; Dipodascomycetes; Dipodascales
Molecular function (GO): protein-N-terminal-alanine acetyltransferase activity; protein N-terminal-serine acetyltransferase activity
Source: RefSeq, a predicted model, not a curated record